Erpetoichthys calabaricus (reedfish) is the source of this 2317-nucleotide messenger RNA. RefSeq names its product UDP-N-acetyl-alpha-D-galactosamine:polypeptide N-acetylgalactosaminyltransferase 3 (GalNAc-T3) (gene galnt3). The record is from RefSeq and is a predicted model, not a curated record. Lineage: Eukaryota; Metazoa; Chordata; Cladistia; Polypteriformes; Polypteridae. The transcript has 12 exons. Bases 403 to 2280 code for a protein of 625 amino acids. Gene Ontology annotation, cellular component: Golgi apparatus.
AGCGAGGCGGAAGUUGUAAUGGGUGGCACGUUGAAGGGAAAGGGAUUGUUCUUUAAACACGUUACAAGAUCUUAAACGCCACCUUUACACAACAUAUGGCGCUUUUACUUGUUUGAAUAGAAACGGAGUUACUUGACUCUUACACCUUUUCUUGAAGAUACGGGCAAAGAGAUGAAAGGAGCUUAAUAUGGUGCAAUGGCUUCUUCUUGGCUUAGGAUUUAAAAGGCAAUGACGAGAAUGCAAGCGCAUUCCUGGAAGACUUCUUACUUGCUUGUCCAUUGAAAUGUCAUUCUGGACUAGGGGCUUUUCAAGGAGUAUGCAUUUACCUACACAUAGCCGGUGUAGCUGCAUCUUUAAAUAAACCAUUUAGUUUUUUGUGCAACGUGGAUUGUGAAACCCAAAAUGACUAGUUUACGGAGGAUUUUAAGAAGGCGACUUCAUCCAUGGAAAUUAGUGAUUGUAGCUCUUAUUUUCAUUACAUUUUUGUUUCUAAUACAACGGGAAGUUGUUAGUCGAGAUCCAAAGGAGGAGCCGUGGCUUAAAGAAAUAGUGGAGAAGAGAGAUGCAGUGUUUGGAAUGAUGAUGGGAGCAGUCAACAAUUUCAGGGAUGCCAUGCCAAAGAUGCAAAUCAAAGCACCUGUUCGACAACAUGACAGCUCAAACAAUAACUCCUGUUUGCCUGGAUACUACACAGCUGCAGAACUUAAACCUUUCCUGGAACGACCACAACAGGACCCAAAUGCUCCUGGAGCCUCUGGAAAGGCUUACCACACUGACAAUCUGAGUGCUGAGGAGCAAAAGGAAAAGGAUAAAGGGAAUGCAAAACAUUGCUUUAAUCUGUUUGCAAGUGAUAGGAUUUCAUUCAGCAGGGACCUUGGACCUGAUACUCGACCUCCAGAAUGCAUUGAGCAAAAAUUUAAACGUUGCCCAUCACUUCCUACAACAAGUGUAAUUAUUGUAUUCCAUAAUGAAGCAUGGAGCACAUUACUGAGGACAGUGUACAGUGUAUUGCAUUCUUCCCCUGCAAUUUUUCUGAAGGAAAUCAUUCUUGUUGAUGAUGCAAGUGUUGAUGAUUACUUAAAAGAUGAUCUUGACAACUAUUUGAAACAGCUACAUAUAGUGAAAGUUGUGCGACAAAAAGAAAGAAAAGGCCUAAUUACUGCCAGAUUACUUGGAGCCUCUGUAGCUACUGGGGAUGUUCUGACAUUUCUCGAUGCUCACUGUGAGUGUUUUCAUGGUUGGUUAGAGCCUUUGCUAGCACGAAUUGCUGAAAACAACACAGCAGUGGUUAGCCCGGACAUUACAACAAUUGACCUUAAUUCUUUUGAAUUUAUGAAACCCUCUCCAUAUGGACAAAACCAUAAUCGUGGUAACUUUGACUGGAGUUUGUCAUUUGGAUGGGAGGGUGUUCCUGAUCAUGAGAAACAAAGAAGAAAAGAUGAAACGUACCCAAUUAGGACACCCACUUUUGCUGGAGGCCUUUUCUCAAUUUCCAAGAAAUACUUUUAUGAUGUUGGAAGUUAUGAUGAAGAAAUGGAAAUCUGGGGAGGAGAAAAUAUUGAAAUGUCUUUUCGUGUGUGGCAGUGUGGUGGUCAACUGGAAAUUAUCCCCUGUUCUGUAGUGGGUCAUGUUUUCCGCACAAAAAGCCCACAUACCUUCCCUAAAGGCACCCAGGUUAUUACACGAAACCAAGUUCGUCUAGCAGAAGUCUGGAUGGAUGACUAUAAAGAAAUAUUUUACCGGAGAAACCAGCAGGCAGCACAGAUGUCAAAAGAGAAGUCUUUUGGUGACAUUUCUAAACGACUGGAGCUAAGAAAGCGAAUCGAGUGCAAAGACUUCUCUUGGUACUUGAAGAAUGUUUAUCCUGAAGUAUUCUUACCAGAUCUGAAUCCAGUUCAGUUUGGAUCAGUGAAGAAUAUUGCUAAAGGUUCCUGUCUGGAUGCAGGAGAGAAUAAUGAAGGUGGGAAGCAAUUAAUAAUGUACCCCUGCCAUGGCCUUGGAGGAAAUCAGUAUUUUGAGUACUCCACACAUGAAGAAAUCCGGCACAACAUUCAAAAGGAGCUAUGUUUGCAUGGCACAGCUGGCGCUGCUGUUAAGCUGGAGGAUUGCCAGUAUAAAGGACGUGACACCCGUGUUGCUGGAGAAGAGAAGUGGAUGCUUAGAGAGAAUCGUCUCUUUGUCAACCCUGCGUCUAACAUGUGUCUGUCUGCACAUCAGGAACAUCCAAGUUUGGCUCCUUGCAAUCCCAGUGAUGCUUUCCAGCAGUGGGUUUUUAUUUAAGAACUCUGUGCCCUGCAGAUGAACACUUUUGCACAUC